This is a messenger RNA of Emys orbicularis (European pond turtle), 1170 nucleotides long. RefSeq names its product neurofilament light polypeptide-like. Gene Ontology annotation, molecular function: structural constituent of postsynaptic intermediate filament cytoskeleton. The record is from RefSeq and is a predicted model, not a curated record. Gene Ontology annotation, biological process: neurofilament bundle assembly. Gene Ontology annotation, cellular component: cytoplasm; axon; postsynaptic intermediate filament cytoskeleton. The transcript has 3 exons. NCBI's taxonomy places the organism in Eukaryota, Metazoa, Chordata, Testudines, Emydidae. The coding region runs from base 1 to 1170 and encodes 389 amino acids.
AUGAGCUAUGACCCCUAUGGCUUCCGCAAGCCGUGGCAGGAGUACCGGAGCGUCCGCUCCACCAAGUCCACCGUCUCCUCCUCCCUGUACGCCCUGCACCGGCCGGCGCUGGCCCCUGCCAAGCGCUCGGGGUGCGUCGCCUCCCUGGAGAAGUUGGACCUGUCCCAGGUGAGUAGCCUGAACGCGGAGCUGCUGGGGCUGCGGGCCCAGGAGAAGGAGCAGCUGGUCGACCUCAACGACCGCUUCGCCACCUACCUUGAGAAGGUGCACCGGCUGGAGCAGCAGAACAAGGUGCUGCUGGUGGAGCUGGAGGCGCUGCGGCAGAAGCAGCAGGACCCCUCGCGCCUGCACCUGCUGUACCGGCAGGAGCUGCGCGGCCUGCGCGGCCUGCUGGAGGCGGAGGCGGGCGAGAAGAUGCGCAUGGAGGCCAGCCGGGACCAGCUGCGCGACUCCUGCAGCCAGCUGAAGGAGCACUAUGAGGAGGAGGCGCGGCUGCGGCUGCAGGCCGAGGAGACGCUGCAGAAGGUGCGGGAGGAGGCCGGCCAGGCCGCGCUGGCUAACAGCGACGUGGAGGGCAGCAUCGGCUCCCUGCUGGGGGAGAUCUCCCUCCUCCACAAGGUCUUCGGGCAGGAGAGUGCCGAGCUGUCGGCCCAGGUGGAGGCAGCCAGCCUGCCGGUGGACGUGAGCCUGGCGGGAGCUAAGCCCGAUCUGGCGGCAGCACUGCGGGAGAUCCGGGCGCAGUACGAGACGCUGGCCGGCAGGAACAUGCAGGCGGCCGAAGACUGGUACCGCACCAGGUUCGCCUCGGUGGCCGAGCUAGCCAGCAAGAACAACGAGGCGGUGAGGUCCAUGCGGGAGGAGACGGCCGAGUACCGGCGCCUGCUGCAGUCCCGCUCAGCCGAGGUCGAGGCCCUGCGCAGCGUCGUCGACUCGCUCAACAAGCAGCUGGAGAGCGUGGAGGACAGGCAGAGCAGCGAGGUGGCCACGUACCAGGAGCGCGUGGCCGACCUGGAGCAGGAGAUCAGGGAGGCCAAGCAGGAGAUGGCACGGUACCUGCGUGAGUACCAGGACCUGCUCAAUGUCAAGAUGGCGCUGGACAUCGAGAUCGCCGCCUACAGGAAGCUGCUGGAGGGGGAAGAGAUCCGUCUGAGCUACUCAUCCCCCCUGUGA